UGCUUGCUUCGGGGACCGGUCUCGUAUUAUUGUACGGAUUCUGGUGCACACUUGCCUAGGCUUAAUCUGCUGUUGGAGUAAGACAAGCCUGGCCUCAGGUCUGGGGCGGCUGUUUGUGUAGCUUUCGUGUGUUAUGGUGCGGCCCAGCUGGUCGGGUGAGAAGGCUGAGGCACUUUGAAGUAACUGUGGUGGGGUGCAGUCACACGGGACAUAUAGCCCCAAAACCACCGCAACCCCACUCAUUCACACGUUGUCGCACUAUUCAGCACAUCAGCGCAACUAAAAAACUUAGCAGUUAUGCCAACUUACGCUUACUCUUUCGUUGCUACUAAUAUCGCCCUUCCGUGUUUAGCUAUACUGGCGACUUGUCUACGAUUUUGCAGCCGAAAGAUCAAAAAGCAGAGGAUCAGUUGGGAUGACUAUACGAUUGCGUUAGCUUUGAUUUGUACCGUUGGAAUCUGCAUUGCCGGUGCUUAUGUAGGGCUCGUUUACUCGAACGAAGAGCAAAUCUCUGGACGGAAUCCGGGGUUGUCCAGAUUGAGUUCGAAGGUGGUUUUCUGGGACGUGAUAAUUGGACACAUCAUAUUCGGUUUGAUAAAGAUCUCUGCUGCUCUAUUCUACCAGCGCAUCUUCUUUGUUUCUGUCAGAUACAAUAUUGUAACCUAUGUCUACAUUGGUGUAGUGGCCGCAUGGGUCUUGACCGCGAUCUUCGGUCACAUGUUUUCUUUCCCCAGCGGCCCCGUCCAGUGCGUUUAUCAUAUGCAUGUCCGCUAUGGACCUACUAUUGGACUUGAUUGUCCUCGCUUUGCCAUGGCCACUCAUUCUUAAACUCCAUAUCGAUACCAGAAAAAAGAUAUACGUCAGUAUAUUCUUUCUGCUGGGUACAUUGUAAGCCUGGUGCAUCUCUGAACUGGCAAAGCAAUGAUUGACAUCAGUACAGUUGUGUCGUAGCGUCUAGUGUAAGAGUGUAUUACAUUGUCCAAACAACAACUACAAAAGGAGCUUUUAAUUCACGUGGGUCUAUGAGCUGUAUGUUACUGCUGUGAUGGAACUGACCUUGUCUAGCUCACAACAUCCGGCGUCGAAAGUAAACAGACCUUUGGUGUCACAUCGAAUCGUGCUUCUCAAUCAUCGCAGCAUGCCUUCCCACGCUCGGCCC
This is a messenger RNA of Periconia digitata, 1159 nucleotides long. The record is from the annotation of a GenBank genome assembly. Lineage: Eukaryota; Fungi; Ascomycota; Dothideomycetes; Pleosporales; Periconiaceae.